CGGCAUAGCGCAGCAAGCAUCAACAAACCCUCAUAAUGGCCGCUCGAGCACCGCCCGCUGGCCGACCCGGCCUCAACACUCGCUUUGCGCAGUUCAAGCUCGUCCUUUUGGGCGAGUCUGCUGUUGGAAAGAGUUCAAUAGUCCUUCGUUUUGUCAAGGAUCAAUUUGACUCCUUCAGAGAAUCCACCAUUGGAGCCGCUUUCCUCACUCAGACCAUCUCCCUCGAUGAGAACACGACGGUCAAGUUCGAGAUUUGGGAUACGGCCGGCCAAGAGCGAUACAAGUCGCUGGCUCCCAUGUAUUACCGAAAUGCCAACUGUGCCGUUGUUGUAUACGAUAUCACGCAAUCCGCAUCACUAGAUAAAGCAAAGGCGUGGGUAAAAGAACUACAGCGCCAAGCAAAUGAGAACAUCAUCAUUGCGCUUGCUGGAAACAAGCUCGAUUUGGUCAACGAACAGCCCGAUAAGCGAGCCAUCCCAACUGCAGAUGCCGAGGCCUACGCCCGAGAGGCCGGCCUUCUCUUCUUUGAGACGUCUGCCAAGACUGCCGAGAACGUGCGAGAACUCUUCACUGCCAUUGCAAAGAAGCUUCCCUUGGACCAAGCCGGACCCAGACAUGCGCGACCUGGCCAACGACCCGGCGUCAGUCUUGCUCCAGAGAAUUCCAACACGAAUGUCAACGGACCAUGCAGCUGCUAAACGAUACAUGACACGAUGCUACGGCUGGACGUUUAAUGAUGCCCAUGUACCCUACGUCCAGCAAUGAAUACGUGGGAGUGAUUGAUCAUUCAGGUUCAGGUUCAGGCCGGGAUAGACUGACAGCAGUGAUUCAAAGCCUUGGCUUGCAUUGUGCAAGCCCGGGUGCGUCGUAAAUUUCUCGGAGUCUUGGGUUUGGAGGGUAUUGGCUGACGAUUUAUUCUUUAUGGACCUUUUAUUUAUUUUCCUCCCCCCCUUUUUUUUAAUAUGCACCCUUGAUUUUUUUGAGUCCCCUCCUGAUGCACUGGGAUGUGCAAAGAGAGAGAGUUAAAGAGUAGCUUUUGUCGCAGAUGGGCAUGUUUCUGAGCUACAAGAUGCCUGGUGGAGGAUUAUGAGAUACGGGAACGAUGUGUAUUCUGUCCUUCGGAGAAUAUGACUGAGCGUCUAAUAGAUUGCUGCUUUGAUAAGACUUGGGCUUGUGAUUUUUGCUCUCCUGAAGUGUGCUUGAUCUGCGGAUGCAGGUAUGCUCCCGCAGAAGCCGGGGCGUAUGAACUGGUGGAUCGAUGCAUCGAAUGUCGAGAAACAGGAACCGUAUGCAUGCACGGUCUAAAUUGUGCGCUUAAGGGUAAAAGACUUGGCGUGACAGCACAAGAGAAAAAGAAGAAGUUAGAAAAUAAAUUGAAAGAAAAUAAAGAAACACACGUAUAAUUUUAUGGCUGAGUAUCAAUGUUCCUGUUUUUUUGGCAGCCAUGAAAGCAUUACUGGCAUGGCAUUGGCCAUCCGUUGCGUC
Messenger RNA from Trichoderma atroviride IMI 206040, 1485 nucleotides. RefSeq lists its product as uncharacterized. The record is from RefSeq and is a predicted model, not a curated record. Gene Ontology annotation, molecular function: GTP binding; GTPase activity. NCBI's taxonomy places the organism in Eukaryota, Fungi, Ascomycota, Sordariomycetes, Hypocreales, Hypocreaceae. Gene Ontology annotation, cellular component: Golgi apparatus; endosome.